AUGAAGGCUUUGGUGUCUAAUCGUAGCACCCCCGCACGAAUUUUCAACCUCACCUCGGGAAAGUCCAUCUUCAAGGGAGCCCAUGUGAUCGACGUACCGAAGCCUGUCAUCACCGGCCAAGAGAUACUGGUCAAGGUGCACUCUGUGGCUCUCAACCCGAGCGACUACAAGCACAUUGACGUCAUCUCACCCAAAAACUGCAUCGUCGGGUGCGACUACGCAGGAGAGGUAAUUGAAGUCGGCAAGUCCGCAGUAGAGUCAUGGAAGGGGCGCGUUCGCGGAAUACCUCAAAGCCGAAGCAGACCUGGCGUGGAAGAUUCCUCAAAGUGUUUCAGACGAGGCUGCAGCAACCUACGGUGUUUCGGCCGUGACGCUGUCCUGGCGAUGAAUGUGCAUCUUGGGCUUCCGUGGCCUGAUGAGCCAAAACAAAACCCCGAAGUAUCGAAGCCACGACAGACCGUUUUCAUCUACGCAGGCUCCACCAGUGUCGGUCUCUUUGCGAUUCAGCUCGCCAAGUUAGCGGGCUACACAGUGGUUACAACAGCAUCUCCACAUUCUAGUGAUCUAGUCAAGAGCUAUGGAGCCGACCACGUUUUCAACUACAAAUCGGAGAAUUGGGUACAGGAAGUCGUAUCAACCUUCCCAGACAUUAACCUGGCUCUGGAUUGCAUCUCAGAAAAGGGCACUGGUCCUCUGACGGCCAAAGUCCUACAAGCUAACGGUGGCAAGGUUGUCACGCUGCUUGAUCAAGGAGAGUCAAAGGUUCCAGGUGUCAAGUAUGACAUGAUCAUGCUUUAUACGGUUUUUGGCAAAGAGUUUGCCUGGUUGCCGCCAAUCGGACCCAAAUUUCCAGUCGAUUUAGAACAUCGACAGGCUCUUGCGCGGUUCUACUCGAUACUACCACAGCUCAGUGGGGUUCUUAGACCUCCCCCUAUCAAGGAAAUCAGUGGCGGUAUUGAUGUCUUGCUUGAGGAAUUAGACCAAUUACGCAAGGGAAAGGUAUCGGGAAAGAAAUUGGUCGUAAAACUUUAG
Colletotrichum paranaense is the source of this 1032-nucleotide messenger RNA. Its product is annotated as TOXD. NCBI's taxonomy places the organism in Eukaryota, Fungi, Ascomycota, Sordariomycetes, Glomerellales, Glomerellaceae. Gene Ontology annotation, molecular function: oxidoreductase activity, acting on NAD(P)H. The transcript has 2 exons. The coding region runs from base 1 to 1032 and encodes 343 amino acids. The record is from RefSeq and is a predicted model, not a curated record.